GUCCUGGAAUUACAGCGCUGUGCAGUAUUUCAUCCUUACCCGACCAGCAGCUGAUUUUCCAGCUGGAAUGAUUAAUGGCUGCUUUCUGUGUUCAGGGACCAUGGCAGCCCAGGAAGCCACUCCACACAGCCAUUCCGAGGAGAAUAGUGUUUUGGACCUGCCAUCAGCUGCUGACAUAAGAGAUUACGUGCUGCAGAGGCGCGGUCAGGAGGCCACCAGUGGGACUUUUAGUUCUGUGGAAACCUUUUCUUUGCCUUGUUCUUCUGAUGUGGAGCCAGACAGUAGCAACCAAGAUGCCACGAAAAAUGAUUUCUGGAGCUCUGAGAACUUCUGGCUUAAUCCUUCGAUGGGCCAAGCCGAGACCAAGGCAGAGAAUGACAGUCUUCGGAAAUCUUUGGAUAGGUUCUAUGAAAUGUUUGGCCCUCCGCAGCCUGCCUCUGGAAACCGACUCUCUGCAGCUGUCUGCCAGCACCUGACGCAGAAAAUCCUCACUCUCAGUGACCAGGAAGGCCAGAAGUAUAACCUCCGAAGGUUCCAGCUGGCCCGGGCCAUCCUCAGCCAGGAUGGCUGCUCUGUCUUACAGAGACACUCCAGAGACACCCAUUUCUACCCACUGGGAGAGGGGAGUGUGUCUCUAGAUGUUGAAAAGCCCACCCCAGGACUCUCAAAAGAUAUUCUGCAUUUUCUCCUGAAGCAGGGUGUGAUGAAAGAUCCUUGAUGGUGUCGGGAGUGAGAGAAGCAGCCGGAGGGGAUGUGGGGUGACCUCAGGGCUUGGGCUGAUGGUAGGGUCCUGCCAGAGAUCCUGUGCUCACUUUCAACCCUGUGUCCAAUCCCAGUGGGCCCAGCACGAGUCACUUCAGCCACCACAGAGUGAGCACUGUUGGAGCUUCAUAGCACCCGCUUCCGGCUUCACAGCCCCAUCUCCCUCCCCAUCCUCCCCUCUCUGAUUGAAGGCUAGUGAUAGACUGGUUGGAGGGUCCAUUCCUCCCCUCUGGAUGAGUCAAGACAGGAAAUUGACAUGAAUUUGCACCCUGGCAUUGCCCUUGCCCUUUCCUUCUUCCCCCAUCAUUUACGGGGCUUUAUUAAAUUUCUCGCACCCACAUACUUGACUCCAAGUCUGCCACUGGGCUCAUCGAAGAGAGAACAGGCUUCCAGUUCCAUGAGUUUUCGGAAGCAUCCAAAACCAUGGUGCUGACUCAACUCUAAGAAUUGUAUCACAUUGUAAACUGCAACCAUGUGAUUGAAAACAUACAUCCCAAAAUAAUGGAAAGGAUUUGCAUCCAGACCCCAAAAGAACAUCGCAUCUUAAUUAUAUCCUUUCCUCUCUCCAACGCCAGAAUCCCGUUCUGUAAUACUAAUUGGAUGCAGCAGAAACAUUUGGACCAUCUAAAAUAGCAGCUACAAUACGCAAAUUAAAAAAUAAAGAAACCUCUCCCGUCAGAUUGCCAGUGUGAAAGGUGAGAAGAAAACAAACGUGUCCUCCUGCGGGGGACAGAGGGAGGCAGCACUCGGUUAGGCUGUGCCAGGCUG
This is a messenger RNA of Sorex fumeus (smoky shrew), 1530 nucleotides long. It is a transcript of the gene SHLD1, whose product is annotated as shieldin complex subunit 1. Gene Ontology annotation, biological process: positive regulation of double-strand break repair via nonhomologous end joining; positive regulation of isotype switching; negative regulation of double-strand break repair via homologous recombination. Bases 68 to 718 code for a protein of 216 amino acids. NCBI's taxonomy places the organism in Eukaryota, Metazoa, Chordata, Mammalia, Eulipotyphla, Soricidae. The transcript has 3 exons. The record is from RefSeq and is a predicted model, not a curated record. Gene Ontology annotation, cellular component: site of double-strand break.